CGUGUAAAGAAAUGACCUCCCUUACUUAGAAAACCUGCACGCAAUGGAACACCUCCGCUCCCAUGCCCUCCAAAUCCUCUCCACCAUCCACUCCAACCUCUCCACACAAGAAACAUCAUCACGUGAUACCACCCCCUUUUCGGAUGAGCUCCUGGAGCUUCCUCCGCUCCUCCUUGCCUUGCUGAGGCGUCAAACGACUCUUCUAUUCAAGCCGGUGGGAAGUUAUAGUGGUGCCCUGCUUCUGAAGCGGCUCGCGGACCUAGAGCGGACUGCGAGGGGGAAGCUAUAUGUGUAUCCCUUCCAUCAGGUCCCCGUGGCGUGGAGGAGAAUGGUAUGUGAGGUGGGGAUUGUGAGGGCUGUGGCGGCGAUAGUUGGGGUGUCUGGUGAUGAGGGUGGAGAAGUGGGAUGGAUAGAUGAGGUGGUUAAGACGCUAGAUAUGGUGCUUAUUAUGAGUGGUGCGCCGGGAGAGGGGAGGAGGGAGUGGAUUGAGAAGAUAUUUGAGAUUUUGGAGGAUGUGAUUGCCCAAGGGAGCGAGUUGGGCCAUGAUGAAGAGGCGUCGCCUGGAGAGGGCUUGGAAAUAAAAUAUUCGACACUGGAUGCGGAAGAGCAUUCGAGAAAGGAGGCCCCUGAAACAAAUUCCUCCGAACCGCCAGCCAAACGGGCGAGGAUUCGCAAUGCAAACUCGCGGCUAGGAGAUGGGAUGGAUCGUUUCCCAACUUUGCCCUCCUUGUCACCACCCGUUUCGCACCCAAUUCCCCGAAUGGAAGAGCCAGACAGCUACACCUUGGGGGCGCUCAUGUCGAAUCCGGCUGACGCCGACGUGGGGCCCGUCCCUGUGGUAUUUACGGGAGGUAUGGGCCACUGGCCAGCGAUGAGCGAGCGGCCCUGGUCAAAUCCAGAGUAUUUGCUGAAGAGAACGCUGGGAGGGCGUCGACUUGUGCCUGUGGAGGUCGGGAGGAGCUAUGUGGAUGGCGGAUGGGGACAGUGGAUCAUACCGUUCAAGGAUUUCCUGGAGGAAUUCGUUAUGCGACCAUCGACUAUCGGACGAGUAGAAAAGGAUGAGAAUGGUGAUGGUGUGAUAAGUCAAGAACAAGACGAAGGGCGAAAAACAGGGUACCUAGCCCAACACAACCUCUUCUCCCAAAUCCCCUCCCUACGCUCCGACAUCCUCAUCCCCGACGUCUGCUGGCUCGAUCCUUCACCUCCUCAUUUAUCCUCGCCAAUGGCAGCCGUGCAUGCUGCGACCGCAAAGCUGGAUGACCCGCUGCUGAAUGCGUGGUUCGGACCGGCGGGUACGAUCAGCCCGCUGCAUGUUGACCCGUAUCAUAAUAUCCUCGCACAGGUGGUGGGGAGGAAGUAUGUGCGGCUUUAUGGGCCACGGGAGACGGUUCGAUUGGCGCCGAGAGGGGAGGAAGGGGGGGUGGAUAUGGGGAAUACGAGUUUGGUUGAUGUUGGGGCUUGGGAGGGGUGGGAUGAGGUGCCGGAGAAGGGGGAGGAGGACGAGCAGAUGGAGACGGCGACGGAAACAGUCAGUAGAGGAGUGAGGAGAGAGAGAUAUAGGGAGAGGUUUAAGGCGUUUGGGGAGGCGAGAUAUGUGGAUGUGAUUCUGGAGGAGGGGGAGUUCUUGUAUAUACCCGUGGGGUGGUGGCACUAUGUGAGGAGUUUGAGUGUUAGCUUCAGCGUGAGCUUCUGGUGGAAUUGAACAAACGAAUACAAUCAGUUAUAGAUUUGGUUAUUCUGUUGGCUGAAGAAGGCCCAUAUGUGAUACUAGAGUUGGUACAGUGCAAUUACAGUGCG
Molecule: messenger RNA, 1797 nt
Organism: Pseudogymnoascus destructans
Lineage: Eukaryota; Fungi; Ascomycota; Leotiomycetes; Thelebolales; Thelebolaceae
Exons: 1
Coding region: 44-1702 (552 amino acids)
Molecular function (GO): 2-oxoglutarate-dependent dioxygenase activity
Source: RefSeq, a predicted model, not a curated record